CCAUCGACUAAUGUGCGACGUUGGGUCACAACGAUACACCUGUUGUUAGUCGUCGUGGUAAAGCUGCGUUUGCAGGCAACAUCAGUCGACAGACACUUCACGACAUAGUUCCUUAGGUUAAAGGCACAGUGGGAGUUAUCCAGUUAUACGGAAAGCAGUUUGGACAAGGGAAGACGAACUCACAUCCAAUAUGUUUGUUAAACAAACCACAAACACGAUCCUAUUCAUUGUAAUUCUGCUACUGGUGCAAGGUGCGCUCUGUCAGAAUCGGGGCAGGAACCAGCAGGGCCAGCGUGUGAGGCAGCAGCAGCAGCGGCGACAGCAACAGCAGCAGCAGCAGCAGCAGAAGCAGCAACAGCAGGUCAGUGAUGACAGUCAGCAGGGAAGCGCUGCAUUACCGACGAUCACGAUGGAACCGAUGUGUCCUUACAUCGUGCCACUGCUCGCCGCGAUGUGUUCAAACAACGCUCCUAUCGCCGACAACAACGCUGCCGCCAUGAGGAUCAUGUGCCCCUUUAUCACUCCAUUCGUGCUGCGUGCGUGCGAGGGUGUUGACCUCAGCCUGCCAACCUGCGCGGAGUGCGACUGUGCAUCGCAGGGCUAAUGAGGGCACGGCGCGUGGAGUGGACGCAGCUUUCAUGAGCCGCCAAUCCCGAUCGAAGAUGGGUCUCCUUCACAUGACCGACUAUUCUGAACUGUUUAGCUGCUAUCAUGUGCUCUGUAAAGUGUGAUAUGUUUCUGUUCGGUUUUACAGCAAGAUUUCUGCAUUCCCAGUUGUGAUAAACUAGCCAAUCUGAUUACAAAACAGCAACCAAUUCUGCCCAAAGUCACAAAAUGAGCACUAGUUCAUAUAUAUCCCAGCAAUUGUAUAAGUGCAUGCCAUCUAGAGUGCCACGGUUUCCUCCUUAUAUCUAGGUUUUUAUGUUUAUAAUGGUAAGAGGUGAAUUUUUGUUUCAACUCUCACUAAAUCAUUAGCAUAACAAAUUUUCCCAAGGUUUAAACCUCAUCAGAAGCAAUGCAAGUACAAGUAGAAAUAAAUUCAUCUAUUUGUGUCUUCAAUUGCAAAAAUAAAAAUUGAGUAAACAUUACAAUAAAUCAUUUAUCAUUUCACUAUAAUAAUUAACUACAAUUUAAUGUUA
Priapulus caudatus is the source of this 1139-nucleotide messenger RNA. RefSeq names its product THAP domain-containing protein 11-like. The record is from RefSeq and is a predicted model, not a curated record. Lineage: Eukaryota; Metazoa; Priapulida; Priapulimorpha; Priapulimorphida; Priapulidae. Bases 191 to 604 code for a protein of 137 amino acids. The transcript has 3 exons.